Elaeis guineensis (African oil palm) is the source of this 1757-nucleotide messenger RNA. RefSeq names its product alanine--glyoxylate aminotransferase 2 homolog 3, mitochondrial. Gene Ontology annotation, molecular function: pyridoxal phosphate binding; transaminase activity. The record is from RefSeq and is a predicted model, not a curated record. Gene Ontology annotation, cellular component: mitochondrion. NCBI's taxonomy places the organism in Eukaryota, Viridiplantae, Streptophyta, Magnoliopsida, Arecales, Arecaceae.
CCAAAGAAACCUCCCUCUUCUCCUGCUCCUAUUUAUAAACUCGUUGUCCUCGGCCUUCCUCGUCCGUCCGUCGAUAGAGAGAGAGACGGAGAGAGAGGACCACCGAAAGCUUUCGGAGUCCCUUUCCAGGAGAAAUUCUCAUUCCGAAAGAGAGCUCGUCCUUCCGCCGAGAGAACGAUGCAGAGGCUUCUCCUCCGGAGGCUCGCCUCCGUGGCCCAUGGAAGCGGCCUCUCCUCGCUGGCCGCCGCCGGAGCGGAGGCGAACGCCCUGCUUCCCAAAAUGCCCCCGUUCGACUACACUCCACCGCCCUACGAGGGCCCCACCGCCACCGACAUCUUAAAGAAACGCGCCGAGUUCCUCAGCCCCUCCAUGUUCUACUUCUACCGCAAGCCCUUAAAUAUUGUUGAUGGAAAGAUGCAGUACUUGUUUGAUGAGCAUGGGCGCCGCUAUCUUGAUGCUUUUGCUGGCAUAGCUACUGUAUGUUGUGGGCACUGCCAUCCUGAAGUCAAUGAAGCCAUCAUUGAACAGACAAAACGUCUUCAACAUUCUACUAUUGUUUAUCUAAAUCACACCAUUGCUGAUUUUGCUGAGGCAUUAGCUUCCAGGCUACCGGGUGAUCUCAAGGUAGUUUUCUUCACAAAUUCUGGUACAGAAGCAAACGAACUUGCCAUGAUGAUUGCCCGGCUCUAUACUGGGUGCCAUGAUAUUAUAUCACUCAGAAAUGCAUACCAUGGGAAUGCAGCUGGAACAAUGGGUGCAACUGCUCAAUUCAACUGGAAAUUUAAUGUCAUACAGAGUGGAGUGCACCAUGCACUGAACCCAGACCCAUAUAGAGGCGUCUUUGGUUCUGAUGGAGAAAAAUAUGCUAGAGAUGUGCAAGAAAUCAUCGACUUUGGAACUUCUGGGCAGGUCGCAGGUUUCAUUUCUGAGGCCAUACAGGGAGUGGGUGGAAUAGUUGAAUUAGCACCAGGUUACUUGCCUGCCGUCUAUAAAAGCAUAAAGAAAGCUGGAGGACUCUUUAUAGCUGAUGAGGUACAGUCAGGAUUUGCUCGCACUGGAAGCCACUUCUGGGGAUUCGAGGGCCAUGAUGUUGUGCCUGACAUAGUGACUAUGGCAAAGGGUAUUGGAAAUGGGAUCCCUCUUGGUGCAGUUGUUACAACUCCAGAGAUUGCCCAAGUCUUGACCCGUAGAAAUUAUUUCAAUACCUUUGGAGGCAAUCCUGUCUGCACCGCUGCAGGCCUGGCUGUUCUUAGAGUGCUUGAGAAAGAAAAGCUUCAAGAUAAUGCAUUUGUAGUGGGUUCCUACCUGAAAGAUCGCCUGAAAGCCCUUCAGGAAAAGCAUGAAAUCAUCGGUGAUGUGAGAGGAAGAGGCCUGAUGCUUGGAGUUGAACUGGUCACUGACCGCCGACAGAAAACUCCAGCCAAAGCCGAGAUCUUGCAUGUCAUGGACAGUAUGAAAGAAAUGGGUGUAUUGGUCGGGAAGGGUGGCUUUUAUGGGAAUGUCUUCAGAAUAACACCUCCUCUCUGCUUCACCAAGGAAGAUUCUGACUUCUUUGUCGAUGUACUGGAUAUUUCGUUGUCAAAGCUGUGAAGUGCCCUGGUCCAUACCAAAUAAAACUGAUAUAUUGUAUCAGCUGUGUACGGUGCUGGUUGAUGUCAUGUAACUUUCUUAAGUCUAAUUGUUAAUGAGCUCUCAUAUGUUAAAAAGCAUGAAUGAUAUGAGUUAAUAUCGCACAAAGUGGUGAUUAAGGGACAUCA